This is a messenger RNA of Colletotrichum destructivum, 3626 nucleotides long. RefSeq names its product Putative protein kinase. Gene Ontology annotation, molecular function: protein serine/threonine kinase activity; ATP binding. Bases 1066 to 3165 code for a protein of 699 amino acids. The transcript has 5 exons. The record is from RefSeq and is a predicted model, not a curated record. Gene Ontology annotation, cellular component: cytoplasm. Gene Ontology annotation, biological process: protein phosphorylation. Lineage: Eukaryota; Fungi; Ascomycota; Sordariomycetes; Glomerellales; Glomerellaceae.
CUAAACAAACAAAACUAAACUCGGCCAACCGCCCACAUCCUCGCUCACGCCCAAGCCCAGUCCACGCCGCCACCGCCGCCUUCUCCUUCUUUGUGCCACCUCUCCGUCUUCUCUCGUCCAGGCUGGUCUGGUCUGUCUUUUAGACUCCCUACCCCACACUCUGUCGCGUGUGUUUUGCUCGGCAUCGUCCGUCUUGUCGAGUACGAGUACCUCGAGUCUACAUAUAGAGACAUAUAUACACACAGACACACACAAAGAGUAAGAGAGAGAGAAAGAGAGAAAGAUUCCCCAGAUCCGGGGUUAGGCGCAAGACGACUGCUCAAUUGCACAACCCACGACGACGACGCUUCCUUUUUUCCCCUUGCCCGCCCUUCUUUCUUGGGCCCCGUCUGCUUGUUUUGCUUCUAGACAUUGGUCCAAUUUAGGGCAUUGACGUCCAAGCACCCGCCCGACCCCGACUCGCCUCGCGAGGAGCGUGGAAUCUGGAAUCCUGUUUCCCCAAAAUUCCAUUCCUCCAUCUUCUUGAAGAAAAAAGAGGAGAGACAAGACUCAGAGACAAGACUCAGACAAGUCGCAGGCAAACGACACGAACGACAUCUGAUCAAAUCGUUCUUCUGCCGCCGUCCUCGAAAUCGCAUCGUGGCGGACCCUGUGGCCUUCCACAACGACAGCCGCUUCCGUCCGUCGUCCGUCGUCCGUCGUCACCCCACCGUCAACCCCGGGAUCCCCCUCGUCGACAUCUUCCCUGCUCCCGCUGCCGCUCGUCCCAAAGUCCAAAUCCCGACGAAAGAAAGUUUCUCGCCCUACUCGGUAGUCUGCGUCCAAUCUCCCUGCAAACACGACGGCGACACGAGAGACGAACUGCCGCGCCCGCGCCCACGAACCACCACAGCCCAUUGCACGCCGCUGACCAGUCCCUCACGUCCACUCGCAACCCCGCGACGCUGCUAUUGCGCCGCACCACGCUCUCGACAGCACACACCUCCCUCUCGCCUGUCGCGCGACCACCGAAUCCGCCUCCCUGCCCUGCCCUACCGUGCUCUGCCCGUUGCGUAGACCGCGAACAUGGGGGACCGCGAUCGCGGCAUCGACGAGGGCAACGAGGCGCUUGACCCCGAGCUGCUUUACACCAAGGAGUACUGUAUCGGCGGAGGAAGCUUUGGCAAGGUCUACAAGGGAGUCGACAAGCGUACCGGCCAUGCUGUCGCCAUCAAGAUCAUCGACAUCGAGAGCGCCGAAGACGAGGUGGAAGACAUCAUCCAGGAGAUUGCCAUCCUGUCCGAGCUCCAGUCGCCCUACGUCACCAAAUACUACGGCUCCUACGCCAAGGGCGCCGAGCUAUGGAUUGUCAUGGAGUUCUGCUCCGGCGGGAGCUGCGCAGACCUGAUGAAGCCCGGUCUGAUAGGAGAGGAUUACAUUUCCAUCAUCAUCCGCGAACUGCUGCUGGGCCUCGACUAUUUGCACUCGGACAAGAAGCUGCACCGCGACGUCAAAGCCGCAAAUGUCCUCCUGAGUUCCAAUGGCCAGGUCAAGCUUGCCGACUUUGGCGUCUCUGGACAGCUCUCGGCUACCAUGACCAAGAAGAACACCUUUGUCGGCACGCCCUUCUGGAUGGCGCCCGAGGUAAUUAAGCAGUCGGGCUACGACCACAAAGCAGACGUCUGGUCUCUCGGCAUUACGGCACUGGAGCUCGCCAACGGCGAACCGCCCUACGCUGACAUCCACCCCAUGAAGGUGCUUUUCUUGAUUCCCAAGAACCCGCCCCCGCGCCUCGAAGGGAACUUUACAAAGGCGUUCAAGGACUUCAUCGAGGCGUGUCUGCAACGGGACCCCAAAGAACGGCCCACGGCCAAGGACCUGCUGAAGCAUCCCUUUAUACGCCGCGCCAAGAAGACGAGCUACCUCACCGAGCUGAUCGAAAGGCACUCCCGCUGGGCCGCCACCCACAAAGGCGACGACGACGAGAGCGACCAAGGGGGCGAGGAGUACCACGAGCGCCAGCAGGUCGAUGAGGACAUGUGGGACUUUGGCACCGUCAGGCUCGUGGGAGACCGCGGCGGUGUCGUUCCUCGGCCCGGACUUGGUGCGCUGGACGAGUCGGCCACCAACGCUAGAGCCGCCAGGUCUUUGGAGAACACGGACGACUACGGCGAGCGCUCGAGAGACAAUAGCCCGACCAAGGUUCGCGAUUUCGGCCGCGAUCUCGCCAUAGCAUCCGACACCCUCAAGGUCGCAAGCGCCAACACGGGCACCUCUCGCCAGGCAUCGCCGCAACGGAAGCCCGUGCCGGCCAGCGCGCCGCCCCAGACGCCGGCCAAGGUGCCUCUUCCAGUGUCGCCCGAGAAGAUGCAGCGAGGCCCAGAGACUCCCAGGCCCAUCUCCCGACUCAUCCCGCCUGCCGUCCCCAUUAGUCAAUCUCCGGACUACGACCGAGAGCUACAGGCCCAGUUGCAGAGAGACAUGGGCCUGCUGAGUCUAGGCCCCGUAAUCCAGCCGGCUGCCGAGGUGGUGCAAAGCCAGGAGCAGACGACGCCGCGACCCCCGCCCCACGGGCCUCGGCCUAAUACGAAGAUGACGCCCAUCUCCCUUCCAGACAUUCCACCGUACCGUGGAAGCCCGCAGGCGCAGGCGCAACAAGCCCCAAUUAGGAUACCGAGCCAGUCACCCAACGAGCAGCGGUAUCGCCAGCCUUCAGGACAAGCGGCGGCGGGGGCGGCACCGCCUCCUCCGCUCAAGGCGCACGCGCUGCCUUCCAAGACGCAGACCCCGACGCCCGAACCAGCGGCGCCUUCGUCGUUCCCUCCGCCGGCGCCUUCUAACCCGAACGGCGAGCUUGAUGCGUUGAACGAUGUCAUUUUCCCCGCGCUCGAGGAGGCGCUCAAGAGGAGGCAGAUCAGGCUGCAGCAGGCUUUCCGGCCUCAACAGGGCCUGUCUAGCCCUGCGGCCAUGAACCAGGUGACGCCCAAGCAGCAGCGAGCCGAGGCGGCUCACGAGAAGCUGCGGAAGCUCGUAUAUAAGCUCGCCCAUGUGUGCAAGGAGAUUGACCACUACGACAAGGCGGAACCCGUGGGCAUGGGAAGAGAUGUGGGCACCUUUCUGGAGGGCCUGCUGGAGGAAAUUCUUGUCAGGGUUGAACCCCUCGACGAGGAGGAUGUUGCGGCGUGAGCCGUCUGAUGGUCCAGGCGGAUGUGUGAGAGGCGGGACAACAUACAGGGGGAUGGAUGCUUGGUGGUCGGGCUAGACGAGCAGCAUGGGUGUUAGAACGUUGGCGACCCACCGCCGGCCACGAGCGGCCUGCGAGGUGGGAUAGAAGAUGGGGAGGAGGGUUUGGAACGGCGAACAUUGCAAGCCCCGUUGACGACACAACAACAACAACACCACCACUAGCAAACAACAACAACGACCACGACAACGAUAAACGGCGUUCUGGAGGAGACUACUACUAGUACAUAUAAACGAAAGACUACAACACGAAGGGCCCUUGCGGGGGUUGUGUUGGCACGACUAGACGACAGACAUGGCACGACACUAGACGGCCCCUCCUGGAGCUCUGGCAUGCUCGCUAUACGCCCGUACUUUCUUCUUCUUCCCAGAUCAGGAAGAGGGAACAAACGGGUGGCGAGUCC